UCCCUCUUGCUUCAACUCUUCGUUUCGAACAGAAAGGUAUGAGAAAUCUACAUCUAAAUGUCGAAUUUUUUGGCGUAAUGUGUCGUUGAUUUGUAUCUAAUUUCAUUCAAUAUGUACUUUGUGUUAAGAUGAGUCAGUCUCAGUCAGUUCAAGUUUUUGGACGAAAGGUAAGCAAAAAAUGAACGAUUUUUUGGUUGUUCUAUGUUGACCAAACAGACACGUGCAUUGUAAAUUUAAUAGCGGUUCAACGUUUGAUACAGUUUGCUUAUGUUAAACCAGUUGUAUUUGACAUUGAGUUGUAUUCACGUGAAUUUUGGGGGGAUCACUAUUUACCUAGGAUAGCCCAUUUCUGGCUGUGAAUUAUUCUUACUACUGACCGAAAUUUAGUAAGCUUCUUAUAAUCAGUUAUAAUCAACUGGUUUGUUGUUCCCGUAUGAACCUUAAAUAUGGUACGUCGACUGUUCCUCAUGAUCAUAUUGACAAUUAAUAGAGUGUGAGUUAGAAAGUGUACCUGUAUAAACAAAACUGCAUGGGAUUGUGUGGAAUUUUUUUUUUUGCAGUUUAAUUACAGCACCGAGCAUGAUCAUGGGUGGACUACUGUCCUGAGAACAAAAUAAUAGUAACAGUUGCAUGAUUAUAAACGCUCUCAUUGGGUAUUGCUGUAUCUCAGAAAUCUUUAUCAGAACGAUACUUUUUUGUGUAGUGUGAAUAAUUCGUGGACAAUUGUUUCUAUAGAAAACAGCCACAGCUGUAGCCUUCUGCAAGCGUGGAAAUGGCCUCAUCAAGAUAAAUGGAUGUCCCUUGCACCUAGUAGAACCAUCAACCCUUAGAUACAAGGUAUUUGUUAUUUUUUUGUACUGUACUUGAAGAUACAAAGUGAAUGUCCCAUGAAGACGUUUCUUUUCGACAUAACCAGUACCUUGGGAGGAAGGGAAUUUUUGUUUUUUAAAGCAUAAGAAUAUUAAGCCUUGAUCCCCAGGUUUGUCAGAACGUCUUAAUGUAGGCCGUGUAAUUCCAAAGUAGGGGACUGAUCUUGCCAUCUUUUAAUUAAGAAUCAAAGUAAAAGGCCAGCAGAGCUGCCGGUCAGAAGAUCAUGGUUUUUGCCAUCUGUGUGCUAUUUAUGUUAACCCUAGAUUCCAGUUUAUGAAAGAACCAUGUGGUUCGUUGGGAGAUUUCAUAAAACUUGGGAUGGCUUAUUUUAAUGUAAAAAUUUAAAAUUGAGAGCAAAGCCCAUUAACUGGUUGUGUUUUGUGACUUAGGUUCAAGAGCCUAUCCUUCUCCUGGGAAAGGAGCGAUUUGAGGGUGUUGAUAUCCGUGUGCGAGUUAAGGGUGGUGGUCAUGUGUCAAGGAUUUAUGGUAAGUGUUAGAAGAGCAUAGUAUUGUCUCCAACAUUUCUUAAUACAGCAACCACAGGGUGCAAAGAAAAUCAUUUGUACGGCUUGCCAUUUGGGCAAGCUGAAGCUAGCAUUUACUAGCUCAGACGUCACUUCAACUAGCCCCAAAAACAUUUUGAUUAGCAGAAUUGAUUUCACAGUUCUUCUGUCAUUUGAAUUCCUCAAAAAACAUCACUUGCCCAUUGGGCAAGUUAAAAACAGAAUUCACUAGCCCGUAGGCAAAAUCCACUAGCCCCAGGCUAUCAGACACUACUUUCUUUGCACGCUGGACCAUUCACUGCUGUCACUUGUUGAUUUAGAACAACCUACUUAAGCUUUAUGUUUUGUUUUCCCAAUGCAGGUCUCACGGUAAUUUGCACCUUUGUCUUUUCAUAAAUUGUGUGCACAUACAGGAGGCAGAGUGGCCAAGCAGUUAGAGUGCUGGACUUGCAAUUAGGGGGCCCCGAGUUCAAGUCCCACUCUGACUGCUUGCUGGAUUUGUUUUUGGUAGUCCUGAGUUCAAAUCCUCGGCCAUGCUUGUAAAUAGUCAACUGGUUUGUCUCUGGGCAGUCGAGAUUCUUAACAUGAUGAUCCUCCAUGAUGUUUGAUGUGAAUUAUUAAUUUGUUUCAGGCAUUUGCUCGGCCCCACUAGAACUAGUGCUAUAAAUACUGCCCAGAGUAAAUGACAGAGAUUUAUUUAGUUUAAUAUUUUUUUGGUAUGCACACAAAUAAGACAAAAUUCGAAAGAACAGUUCUCUGGAGUAUUAUCACAUGACUUACUUUGGGAAAACAAAGCAUACAAGCUGAAGAGGCCUAUUGCAUAUGACUUUUACAGCAAUAUGAAGAGGGAGAAUAUUAAAGAUUUUUUUUCCAAAAAUAAUUACCUUUUGGUUAUUUUAACUAAGUGUGUUGUAUAUUUUUUCUCUCUUGCUGUUUAGUUAUUGCCAAGUUGUUUUAUAUUUGUUAAGACAAAGAAAAUGUAUGCCUUAUGCUAAGUAUCUUUUUUAUAACUGAUCAAAGUAGGUUAAGCUCAAUUUUAUCCGUGGUUCAAAUAUUAUUUUCCACUGUGUCAAACUCAUUAUUAAACUCAUCAACAUAGAUGAGUGUGGGGGGGGGGAGGGAGGUGCACGAUUUAAGUUGGCAGAGCCAAGGGCUGUAGCCGAGAGCACUAACCACGCAGGCACUGUCACACUGCUAACCAGUGGAACCUACAAUACUUAUCAUAUACUUACCAAAGGGAGGGUAGGGAAGGGAGAAAACAGGCUAACAAGCAUGAACAAUGAGAAGCAACCUGAACAUAAUGGGCUAACCUCAGCUGCAAAGCUGUGAAAGCAAAGGCCCCUGCGAAGCUAUUAGGGCACCGUCAAAAAUGUGAGAGACUGCUGGCCAGCAUUGUCUCGAGUUUGACUCAGCCUGAAUUUCAUUUAGCGACAUUAAAUUAUUGUAAUGUAUGUUGCUCCACCCAGAAACAAAGGACAUUAAUUUUAAACUAUGAGUAACAUUGUGUGGCAAAGUAAAGUUAACUAAUUACUUUUUUUUUUCUUUAGCAAUCCGUCAAGCCAUAGCCAAGUCUUUGGUAGCUUACUAUCAAAAAUGUGAGUACCCUGCCACUUAUACAGUGUAAGCCUCCAGUUAUAGGCCUUUUUACCUCUAAACAAAAAUGUACAUCCACUGAUCAGCUCCUCUCCAAAUGUAUUGAAAUGAAUUUGAUUUAUUAUGACAUUUUGAAGCUUAAUUAAACACCAGCAAAUGCUAAAGCUAUUUUUGAUCAGCACUACUGUAGCUUUUUUCAAAGUGCUUUUUCUAUUGCAGUUUUAAGCCCCCUUGGAUAUAAGCUCCUCUAAUUAUGAUAAGCCUGCCUAAAGCCCCUUCCAAAGAUCUAUAAACCCAGGGUGUAUAAGCAGCAGCUUACUGAUCCUUCAGAAGGCAGGCUGGACCAGUUAACUAUUGUUUCAGCUACCAUUCCUCUUUAUACAAAGUAAACUGUGUGUGUCCCUUGACUCUGCAGGAAGGGAAUGUCUUUUCAUAAGCUAUUGAAGUAUCGAGGAAAACUGGGAAUAACUACACAUUUUUCAAAACAAAAAUUAUCAACAGACUUGUGCUCAAAAUUGAGCUGUCAGAGGCUGCUUUCAUUUCACCUUGGGGGCAGAGCCACCUUUUAACAAUUCAUGGUUUGUUGGAUUUUGUAGUUGUGGAUGAGGUUUCCAAAAGAGAGAUCCGUGACAUCCUUGUCCAGUACGACCGUUCCCUGCUUGUGGCUGACCCACGCCGUUGCGAGGCCAAGAAAUUUGGUGGACCUGGUGCCCGAUCUCGCUACCAGAAGUCUUACCGUUAA
Messenger RNA from Porites lobata, 3708 nucleotides. The record is from the annotation of a GenBank genome assembly. NCBI's taxonomy places the organism in Eukaryota, Metazoa, Cnidaria, Anthozoa, Scleractinia, Poritidae.